AUGACUCUCGUCGACGGGUGUUUGAUGCUUCCUUUGAUGGGGAUAUUUCUGCCAUUGAUCCCCUUGUGCAUGAGCAUGUCGAGGAGGCCAAGGACUCACUGCCCAGCCUUGAUGACCUUGACCCUCACAAAGAAGAAGGUCAUGCCUCGCUCUCCCCUUUGCAUGGGAGCCUCGUCAAUCCCCCAACCCAUGCAACGUCCUCCGCCACUCCUGGAGACAGUCCCUCGCAUGAAGACAAUGGUGAGCACUCCACACCACCUGUACCCAUGCCUGGUCCUCCACAUCCUUUAA
Molecule: messenger RNA, 291 nt
Organism: Linum trigynum
Lineage: Eukaryota; Viridiplantae; Streptophyta; Magnoliopsida; Malpighiales; Linaceae
Source: the annotation of a GenBank genome assembly